Messenger RNA from Bradysia coprophila, 1504 nucleotides. RefSeq lists its product as uncharacterized. NCBI's taxonomy places the organism in Eukaryota, Metazoa, Arthropoda, Insecta, Diptera, Sciaridae. The record is from RefSeq and is a predicted model, not a curated record.
UAAUGACUUCAGUCAAACGGUGCCACUUGAAUCGGUUAAAUAAAGUUUGGAAAAAUGACCACUGAAAAUCCGGCCAAGUUUAUCAAUUCAUUGUUUCUGAAAGACUUUGUGGAACGGCAAUACAAUGAAACUGAUGUUAAGAUACUGAACUAUGGCGUCGAGCCGGUGAAUGCAAAAAAUUUUAACGAUGCCAAAGGACGCAUACAAAGAGUUUUAGUUAGUUACUCUUCCAAAAAAGCGCCGGUCAAUACGACAUCAGCAGUCUUAAAAAUCAAGUCAACCGAUCCCCAAAAAUUCGAAUCAUUUGACAAAGAGGCAUCGAUUUACAAGAGCAUCCUUCCAAGUUUUGUUGACAAUUGGAAAAAAGUCGGCGAAACAAUUGAAUUUGCACCUCGUUUGAUUGUGUCGCAAAACGAGCCGAAAAGUUUUAUGAUCUUUGAAGACGUAUCCAAUCAUGGAUUCUUUUCCGAGGAGCCCAGCAUUGGACUAAAUCUAGAACAGAGCAAAAUUUCUCUUCAAAAAUUGGCAUUCGUUCAUGCUACGAGUGUUAUCAAUUUGUCGAAGAAACCGGAAGACUUCGGACAAUUUAACAAAAGCAUUUUCAACAAGGACAACAAAAUGGUUCAGAGUUACUUAGUUGACGCUUUCCAAUUUGUUCUGGACAAUUUGGAAACUUUGGGAAUUGAGGGAAGUAUUGGUGCAAAGCUUAAGACACUCUCCUCACCGCUUAUCUCUACAUGGACUUCUGGUAGUACGGAGUCUUUGAACGGAUUCAAGGUAUUCAAUCAUGGCAAUUUUUGGACUAAGAACAUUCUGUUCAAAUAUGUCAAGGAGGAAUAUGUUGAUGCAGUUUUCGUUGAUUACCAUAACGGAUACGUGGGCUCACCGAUCGUUGAUUUGAUGUACUUUUUCACUUCGUCAGUGUCAUUCGACGUGAUGAAGGAAUACAAAAACGAAUUGUUGUACGUCUACCAUGAAUCGUUGCGGUUUUCGUUAGAAAAACUGAAAUAUCAAGGAAACGUUCCGAGUUUAAGUGACUUGCAACUUGAGUUUUUGCGUAGUGGAGCUAUAGAAGUGAUUUUGUCGCUAACCAUUGGACCGUAUCUAAGAUUUUCCGGAUACGAGCUGAGUUCAAUUUUCAAGCAAUCGAACGUGGCCUUAAAUUCAGCGAAUAUUUUGAAGUACUACGAACCAGUCAUAAACGAGCAGUUGCAUCAAUUCGAUAGUUUGGGAUUGCUUGACUGGGGUACGGUUGAUAGUAAGAUUAAACUUCUUACGGGCAGAUUCAAUCGAAUAUUGAGUCAGAACUGAAAGGUGUAAUCGAUGUAACAUAAGCAACGAAAAAAGUCGACAAAUGGACAUACGCGUACUUUGGAUAUAGCACACACAAUGUGCUCAAGUUCGUAUCCUCAUCUGUCGAUUAUUUUUUGUUGCUCAAGAAUGAGUGAGUCAAUAGCUCACGACACAUUUUCUUCAAAAAUAAAUUUGGUGAGACAGACGAACU